Micropterus salmoides (largemouth bass) is the source of this 975-nucleotide messenger RNA. RefSeq names its product claudin-16-like. The transcript has 6 exons. The record is from RefSeq and is a predicted model, not a curated record. Gene Ontology annotation, cellular component: plasma membrane; bicellular tight junction. NCBI's taxonomy places the organism in Eukaryota, Metazoa, Chordata, Actinopteri, Centrarchiformes, Centrarchidae. Gene Ontology annotation, molecular function: structural molecule activity. Gene Ontology annotation, biological process: cell adhesion; bicellular tight junction assembly. The coding region runs from base 296 to 970 and encodes 224 amino acids.
AGGGUGAAACUUCUCAAAGGAUAAACAGAGAGGAGAGCAAAAUGGAAAGUCAUAGUGCAGUUAUGAAGGUCAUGCGUGGUUAAUGUCUUGAGACCUAAUUUCAGCACUAUGCCAAGCCCCACUAACACAGGCCUACACCACUUCAUUUGGGAAUGAUCAAGGGCAAAGACACACAGUCUGAAGCUUUUGCGCCAAAUUUCCUCCACGUUUCUCUUUUUGGGAAAUGAACAAAUCCACUUUGAGAGUCAGUCCUUGAAAUAAAGCAUUUUCUAAGAGCAGCUGAGUAGAGGACAGGAUGAGCAGAGGACAGACUGAGGUCCUGGGGCUGCUGAUAGCACUGACAAGCCAGCUGCUGCUAAUCGCUGCUGCUGGAAAGGACUGUUGGAGGCAUGGAGCUAAGGAUCAGCUGACCUCAGUAGGCCUGAGCUCCCGUUGUCGAGGCCUGUGGGGGGAGUGUGUUCAUGACAGCCUGGUUGGCCUGAGGACAUGUGAUGUGUCAGUGUCUUACAUGGAACAUCUGCCAGCUGAUUUGUUGGCCAUGCGAAUAGCAUUGCUGGGGAUGUGCGUUCUGUCUUUGGUCUCCAUCCUGAUCUCGAUACCCGGCCUGAGGUGCACUACAUUGAUCCCCAGUGUGCUGGCUCAGGGCAGGCUGCUGCUGAUCUCUGGCGUCCUCUGUCUGUGUGGAGGUGUGUGUGGUGCAGCUGGCCUGUUGUGGUAUGGGGUGGAGACUUACACCAGAUACAGAGAGGAGGUGACUCUGGGGAUGCCAGGAAUUACAUUUGAGUUUGGGCUCUCGUACUGGUUGAUGGUGGGAAGUGUGUUCUGCUCUCUUCCCUCAGCUGUUUUGACAAUCAGGAGUGUGUCUCACAUCAGUGAUUCCUUCAGGAUGCGACUCGAUCACAGUCAGCCGGCCCAAACCAACACCAUCAUGUCGCCACAGUCUACCUUAAACUGCAAGACUUACAUUUAAAGCUU